Messenger RNA from Talaromyces rugulosus, 1869 nucleotides. RefSeq lists its product as uncharacterized. The transcript has 4 exons. The record is from RefSeq and is a predicted model, not a curated record. NCBI's taxonomy places the organism in Eukaryota, Fungi, Ascomycota, Eurotiomycetes, Eurotiales, Trichocomaceae. The coding region runs from base 1 to 1869 and encodes 622 amino acids.
AUGUUGGGCAGUGGCGGACGUGGACGUGGGCGCGGAAAUGGAGGACCUAUCGGCCUGCUGAUUUCCGGCGUCACUUCGGGCGUUGGCCUCGUGAGCGAAGUGAAAGCAUACAAAAAAGCGAAAAAAGAAGCCCUCAAAGAGCACGAAGAACAUGGAGACCGCGAGGAAGCGCACUCCUCCAACGACUACUCUCGACAUGUCAGUCGCUCUCGGUCUCCCAGGCCCUUGGCAGACGACAACCAUCAACAACGAGACAUUGGAUUGCACGAGCUCCACGGUUCAUUACCAGAGAACACGACCCCAUAUUCUAGUGAAGCUCCGCCUUCAUACGAUCCAUCUCAUCACGGAGAGGAGGAUGGCUAUUUCGGCAAUGAGAAGAUAAGCACCUACCCAGACGAGAGAGGUAAUCUCGGGGCCGAGAGCAGCAACACAAGUCUUCGCGACGCAGAGCACAGCUUGAACCUAGCGCAAGAUGCCAUCGAGCGAACAUGGCAACUUGAAGAGGCUCAAGAAGCCGCCGUCGAACAGCUUGAAAAGACCAAGGCACGCAAAAGCAAACAAGGUGUGGCCAAUCCAGACAAAGUCAUUGCUGCUUUCUUAGAGCGUGUGCAGCCUCAUGGAAUUGAAUCUAUGAAUUAUCGACCAGGCAAGCUCACGCAUCCCGUUGCGAUCCCGCAGCGGCGUCCCAAGAGCAAGGAUCGUGGCUUCGUUGGCGCCUAUGCGCCGGAGCUGGAAAACGUGGGCAUCGAUCAAAAGUCAUGGCUGGAUUUUCUCGAGACGCUCAACGAAGCCAGUCUCGCCAAUCCGUGGAUAAACGCUAUUAACUUGGCAGGCCUUGCUGCUUCGCCGCUGCCAAUUUUUGCUUCGCAGGCAAUUUCAAUAGCCCUGUUGGUUGCUACCAGUAUUGCUAUUGAGGUGCAGACUCGGUAUCGACAAAAUCAUGCUCUCGAUAGAUUGAACAAAGAAUACUUCCGUCCCCGUGGGCUUUACUGUCUCGUGAUGACAUGGAACCCCACGAAAUUCAACGAUAAAACCGUCGCCAAUAUCAACUCGAUUAUUCAAAACAAUAUCAACGGCAAUUCUGACGGCCGCAUGUCUCAUAAGUUCCAGGCCUCCAAUGGCAUCACAAAUGGUGUCACUAAUGGACUAGAGACCAUGGAGACCGCAGAACUCAUAUUCCCGGAACUGGACCUCAUUAGUAAGGCGACCACGGGAGACCAGAAGGGCUUUAAAAAGAAGCUUGGCCGCGGCAAGGCGUUUGUUGAUGAUUAUAUGGAUCGGAGGGCGCAGGCUAAGUUUGCUGCCGCGAAUCCUGGUGGUCCUCUAAUGCCACAGGGGAAACCAACGUUCAGCUCCAAAUACGCCGAUCCAACACAUAACAACAAUCCGUUAGCAAACAACAGCAUGAUGGGCGGUCCCCUGGGUGGCGGUUUCGGCGGCUUCGGUGGACGAGGCCGUGGCGGUGGUGGACUCCUAGGGCUGGUUGGGUCAUUAGGCCAACAACAGCAACAGCCAAAUCGAUACGAUAAUCAGCUUGUGAAUAACAUGCAGUACGAACAGGACAUGCGGUAUGGAGGCGGUCCAAACUCGGGCUAUUAUGAUCGGCGCGGUUUCAAUCAGUAUCAGCAACAAGGGUCCAUGUCUCUGGAGCAGGAACAGGAGUCCCUCAAACAACUGAACCAACAGCAAAUAACCGAAGAGUAUUUCAAACGGGGGGCUAAGCUGACAAACUUGUUUGGCUCGAAAGUACUCUACCUGAUGGUCGUCAACAUGCCCACCGAGCAAGAGAUGGAAGAAGCUCAUCAAAUAACUAAUCAAUGGGAUGUUCAAGGUAACCCUGAGCAGUACGCGACGACGUAUAAUUACUAG